This is a messenger RNA of Epinephelus lanceolatus (giant grouper), 1743 nucleotides long. RefSeq names its product cytochrome P450 3A40-like. Gene Ontology annotation, molecular function: heme binding; iron ion binding; oxidoreductase activity, acting on paired donors, with incorporation or reduction of molecular oxygen, reduced flavin or flavoprotein as one donor, and incorporation of one atom of oxygen. The record is from RefSeq and is a predicted model, not a curated record. NCBI's taxonomy places the organism in Eukaryota, Metazoa, Chordata, Actinopteri, Perciformes, Serranidae.
AUGGGCUUCCUGUUCUCCGCUGAGACAUGGACUCUCCUGGUGGCUCUCAUCACACUUAUAGUUUUGUAUGUCUGCUGGCCAUAUGGAACAUUUAGGAAAUUGGGCAUCCCUGGUCCCAAACCAGUCCCUUUUUUUGGCACCAUGCUGGCAUACAGAAAGGGAUUCAUCAACUUUGACGCAGAAUGCUUCCAGAAAUAUGGGAAAACCUGGGGCAUUUAUGAUGGCCGUCAGCCCGUGCUGUGCAUCACAGAUCCUGCCAUGAUCAAGACUGUUCUGAUAAAGGAGUGUUACUCUCUCUUCACCAAUCGCAGAAACUUCCGUCUGAAUGGGCCACUGUACGAUGCCGUGUCCAUCGCUGAGGAUGACCAGUGGAGGAGGAUCCGCAGCGUCCUCUCUCCCUCCUUCACGUCAGGAAGGCUGAAAGAGAUGUUUGACAUCAUGAAACACCACUCUGCUAACCUGAUCAGCAGCAUGAAAAAGAAGGCAGACAAGGAUGAGCCCUUGGAGCUGAAGGAGUUCUUUGGACCCUACAGUAUGGAUGUGGUAACCAGCACGGCCUUCAGCGUCGACAUCGACUCACUCAACAACUCCUCGGACCCUUUUGUCACUAACAUCAAGAAGAUGCUGAAGUUUGACCUGUUCAACCCUCUCUUCCUCCUUGUUGCUUUCUUCCCCUUCUUGGGUCCCAUUUUUGAGAAGUUAGAGUUUUCCUUUUUUCCUGCAUCCGUCACGGACUUCUUUUACGCCGCACUGCAGAAGAUCAAGUCUAACCGAGAGCACAGCAAACAACAGGGUCGAGUGGAUUUCCUUCAGCUGAUGAUCGACUCCCAGAAAAACAACGACCACAGCAAUGUGGAGCAGGAAAAAGGUUUAAACGAUCACGAGAUCCUCUCUCAAGCGAUGAUUUUCAUCUUCGCUGGCUACGAGACAAGCAGCAGCUCUCUCACUUUCUUGGCUUACAAUCUGGCGAUUAACCCUCAUAUCAUGGAACGGCUGCAGAAGGAGAUCGACUCCACCUUCCCCAGUAAGGGUCCUGCUGAGUACCAGGCUCUGAUGCAGAUGGAGUAUCUAGACAGUGUCAUCAAUGAGUCUCUCCGAUUGUACCCCAUAGCCCCACGUUUAGAGCGUGUGGCCAAGGCGACUGUGGACAUAAACGGUGUUGUGAUUCCAAAAGAUAUGGUUGUCAUGGUACCCACAUGGCCCCUGCACCGGGACCCUGAACUGUGGCCCGAGCCUGAGAAGUUCAAACCUGAGAGGUUCAGCAAGGAAAACAAGGAGAGUAUUGAUCCGUACACCUACAUGCCUUUUGGGGCAGGGCCAAGGAACUGCAUUGGGAUGCGAUUUGCCCUGGUGAUGAUGAAAUUAGCAAUGGUGGAGAUCCUGCAGAGGUACAGCUUCGCAGUGUGCAAGGAGACUGAGAUCCCCUUAGAGAUGGACAUCCAGGGCCUGCUGCAGCCAAAACGACCAAUCAAACUGAAGCUGGUGCCACGUUCUGAACCCUCCAACUAAAAUAAUCAACAUAAAGGAUCAAUCAUUUUAACUAUGCUGUAUAGAGACCUAUUGUGAACAAACACUAUGUCCAUUUUCAUCAUGGUAAUAGUACAGAUGUGUGUACAUCUGAAUAGAUCACCUCUCUUUUUUGUUCCUGUCAAAGCUUUUUUUAGCUUUCAUUCAAAACUGAGUGACACAUGAAUGAUUUGUAAAGCCUGUGUUAAUAAUAAAGGAUAGUUUGGAUUUUUCUCA